UUUACGUAAAUCCGUAUAAUGGUAAAUUAAUGUAAUAAUUAUUAUUGAUAUAAGAUAUUAUAUUUAUCUAUUUAUGCAUAACUCAAACUCUUAUCAAUUUCUUUUAUUUACGUGUUCUGUUAUUAUACCACGGACCAGAAAAAUUUAAAGAUCUAAUCCACGAUCCACGGUUGAUUAUCUUGCCCAUGUCACUAUCACCUAUCAUACUUGGCACUUGCAUAUUUUAUUAUUAUUCACAUUUUACGUUAUAAUUUUACUUUCUCAAUUCCCUAUAGAUGUUAUUACUUAUUCAGCAUUAGUAUUUACUACCAGCUGUCCAGACGUCCAGCGCUUAGCUACACAACUAUCACCACGACACUACAUUAGCACAAAGAAAUAGUUAGUGAAAUGUGAAUAGAUAAUAAAAUAGACUAUAGAUUAAAAUUACAUUCAUCAUUACCCAACUGUUACCAACUAUUAUCAACCCAUUAUACUUGUGUUCAUUUUUAUAUACCUUAUUCAACAUAAACUUUGAAGAAUUACAACUAAUUGUAUUUAUCAGUUGCAAAAUGAUGACCAAAGUAUUUAUUGAAGAACAUUUAGAUAAAUAUCUAAAAAGCUUAGUUAAAGGAAAGUUGUUUAUUCCAGGAGUAAUUAUUGGACAAGUCAUAGGUAACAACUAUCAUAUAGUGCAUUUAUCAGCAAUGACUGUAUGGAAUGAUGACAUACAAAAUAAUAAAAUUGAUGUUCUGGCCUUCAAAACUCUUUCUGAUCUUUUAGCCAAUAGUGAUACAAUAUUUCAAAAGUCAUUAGAAGUAGCGACUUUAUUACCUGGAGGUUCACAUGUACUUGGUUUAUUUUUUAUUGUUCCACAAGAUUUAAAAAGUAUCCAACCAAUAGAUAUUGAUUUUUAUGCAUUUCACAGUGAAUUAAAUGAAAAUUUAUUGUUUAAAAAACCCAAUGAAACGUGGAAUUACUUAAUAUUAAACUAUUCAACUGUCAACAAAAAAUCGUAUUGUUAUUCAGUUGAUUUUAACCGUGUAAGUGGUCCUGAAAAAACAACUUAUAAAGCAGUAGAUUCAGUUUGUGGAUCAUUUAAUAAUGAUUGGAUUACUUUUAUUGGAACAUUUAACUUUGGAACAUUAGAUAGACUAAAUGUAGGUGGUGGACCAAAAGCUUUAUUUUCUAUUCGUGACAGUUUAUUAGAUAAAUUUGAAUCUGUUUUAAAUGAAUCAGUCUGUACUUUUAACGGACAUGUAUGUGACGAAAAUAAAACCUUUAAAGAUUUUGAAUGUGAUGAAAUUGAUAAUGUAUUGAAAAAUGUUGUGAAGAUUGAAUUUUACAGAGAGGUUGAUUUGGGUAAUGAAUGUAAAAAUGCUUCACUUACUGUAAAAAGAGGAAAAGGAAAAAUUUCAAUGUCUGGUUUAUGCAGUAUAGUGGUACCAUUUAAUCGAAAUGGUACAAUCAAAGAUGCCUUAAAGGCUAUUCAUGAAGAUGCCAUGCAGACAUUUGCAACUCGUUUAAAAAUGCAUUUGGAAUCAAUGGUCGAAGAGGAAUCUCUUGAAGAAGAAGAUGGAGAUGCAAAUAUAUUACACGAAACUCCGCGUCGAAUAUUAAUUUUAAAAACUGAAGGUUCUAAAUUUGCAUUUAGUGAUUAUGUAUUUCCUGGUGAAACUUCUCAAGAAGCAUUAUGUGUAGCUGGAGAAAUAUUGAAUCUUGCUGAAGACAAAAUGGAAUUAUAUGAUAUGUUGGAAAAAGGACGACAUUCAUAUUAUGAAACACUGCCAGACAUUGAUAGUAGUCCACCCCAAGACGCAAGUACUUCAUCGUCAAAUAAUAUGUUAAUUUAUUUCACUUGGGCAGCUUUAAUAUUGGCUAUCUUUGCAUAUGUUAUGAAACAGAUUUUCAUGUAAAUUAAAUUAAUGUGAAGCUAAAUUAACUUUAAUAAAUAACAUUCCUUAAUUUAUUAUUAUUACUAUUGUUAUUUUUUUUUUAUUGUUUAUUAUAAAAUUAUUUAAAAUAAUAUUAAAAUUAAAGUGAUUGUUUUAACAAAAUAAAUGUGUAUUCUAAACAUUAAGUUUGACUGAAAAAAUAAUUAAUAUAAGGUGUUUCAUUAAUCAUUCACUCAAUUUAUAAUAGUAAAAAGGUUCUUUAUACUUUCUAAUAUAUAUUUCUAUAAUUAUUGAAUAAAAAUGUAUGAAUUAUUCUAUGUUCAACAGAUUUUAAUGCAAUACAAUAUUUAAAAUCAAUUUUAAA
Messenger RNA from Rhopalosiphum padi (bird cherry-oat aphid), 2235 nucleotides. Its product is annotated as protein odr-4 homolog. The record is from RefSeq and is a predicted model, not a curated record. The transcript is spliced from 11 exons. NCBI's taxonomy places the organism in Eukaryota, Metazoa, Arthropoda, Insecta, Hemiptera, Aphididae. Gene Ontology annotation, biological process: intracellular protein localization. Gene Ontology annotation, cellular component: endomembrane system. Bases 549 to 1892 code for a protein of 447 amino acids.